UUGCACCGGCAAGCUUCGUCCAGUUUCCACGAUUCCAGACGGAUAUGCCAAGGUCUUACCUUUACGGCAGUAUAGGCUUUCCCAUCGCUCACGAAAUCACAAACGGUUUGAACGACGGAGGAAAGAAUGAGGACGAAGAGGGACAAGAAAACACACUGCCAAGUAUGGCGAACCAGAAGGAGUUCAAAGAAAGUUCGGAUUGCUUAACUCAUGAGUUCGAUGAAAUUU
Ostertagia ostertagi is the source of this 228-nucleotide messenger RNA. Lineage: Eukaryota; Metazoa; Nematoda; Chromadorea; Rhabditida; Trichostrongylidae. The record is from the annotation of a GenBank genome assembly.